AUGUCAUCGACAGCAACGACCAAUUCCGGGCCCACGCCAUCGAAGAAGUUGAAGACCGGCGAUGAGGUGGACAACGGAGAGGUGAAGACGACGAACAACAACAACAACGCCAACCGAUUGGACUCCAGCGGCGGUGCCGACUCUCUGGAGGACGAGUCCCGUGACUACGAUCCCGAGACUCAGAAGACGUUGGAGGAGAUCGACGCCACGCAGAAUGAGAUCGAUUCGCUCAAUGAGAAGGCCUCCGAAGAGAUCCUCAAAGUGGAGCAGAAGUACAAUAAACUCCGCAAACCGUUCUUCGAGAAGCGAAACGAGUUGAUCGCCAAGAUUCCCAACUUCUGGGUCACGGCUUUUGUAAAUCACCCGCAAAUCUCCGCUAUUCUCGAUGAGGACGAGGAGGAGUGUCUGCACUUCCUGUCCAAGUUGGAAGUGGAGGAGUUCGAGGAUAUCAAGAGUGGCUAUAGAAUCAAAUUCUAUUUCGAUGAGAACCCGUACUUCGAAAACGAUCUCUUGGAGAAGGAAUUCCAUUUAGGGGCCGGAGGAGAUCCGGCGUCGAAGUCGACGCAAAUCAAAUGGCGAGAGGGCUCUGACCUGUCGAAGAGACUGCAGGACCAGCAGAACGCGUACAACAAGAACGAGUCGGACUCGAAGACGUCGCGGAAGCGUCAGCUGGAGUUCCCGCGAACCUUCUUCACGUGGUUCACAGAUCACGGCGACGCCAGCGCUGACGACAUCGCCGAAGUGAUCAAAGACGACAUGUGGCCCAAUCCGCUCCAGUACUUCCUGGUGCCCGACAUUGAGGUGGAAAAUGGCGGACUCGAUGGCGAAGACGGCGAGUCCGAUGAAGACGAGGACGAGAACGACGAGUCGGUGGUUGUGGUCGAGGAGGAGGACGACGACGGCGCCGAUGAUGAGGAGGAUGUGGACGACGAGGAGCUCUAUGAGGGAGAGGAUGGCGACGAGGGAGAGGGCGGUCCCGAUGAUGAGGACGACGACCCCGAAGGAGAAUAAGAAGUGGUUUUCGUUUUAUUAUAUAUUUUUUGUCUUCAUUUCACAAGAAUUUCUGUUAUUUUUAAUCGCGUUUUCUCGACGGCCUCUCGACAAGUGUACGGCUCUACCAAUAUAUGACUAAAUUAUUUCAGAUAUUAGUGACCAUUUCAGUGACAAUUAUUAUCUUAUUUCUAAUGAUUGAAGAGUUUUUCACACAAACCAUUAGCUCUUAAUUCAUCUCUCGUGGAAUCGAUUCACACGAAUAUUGUAGCGAUUCUUUCAGAUCCCUGUCCCCGACCGACGUCCCGACUCAUUAGCGCUCACUUUUUGACCAAUUUAUAGCCACUACUACUACCACUCCGUGUCCUCUAUUUUCUCUGUAUGUCACGCCUAUUGUCAGACAAAACUAACUAAAAAAUCACUUCAUUUUUGCGAAACACAC
Molecule: messenger RNA, 1432 nt
Organism: Oppiella nova
Lineage: Eukaryota; Metazoa; Arthropoda; Arachnida; Sarcoptiformes; Oppiidae
Source: the annotation of a GenBank genome assembly